Molecule: messenger RNA, 4683 nt
Organism: Fomitiporia mediterranea MF3/22
Lineage: Eukaryota; Fungi; Basidiomycota; Agaricomycetes; Hymenochaetales; Hymenochaetaceae
Product: WD40 repeat-like protein
Exons: 11
Coding region: 1-4683 (1560 amino acids)
Biological process (GO): nuclear migration; establishment of mitotic spindle orientation; microtubule organizing center organization
Cellular component (GO): nuclear envelope; cytoplasmic microtubule; kinetochore
Molecular function (GO): microtubule plus-end binding; dynein complex binding
Source: RefSeq, a predicted model, not a curated record
AUGGCUUCUACUUCCACAGCUACCCACCUUUCCCUGACAGUUGUCCGCGCCUCCGAAGUGAAAUAUAGACCAAAAGUCUUCGGAAAUUUGCCGAGUCUUUAUGUCCAGGUCGAGCUCAACAAUGAGAGUAGACAAACGACGAUCGCAGAGAAGAGCUUAUCACCCAAGUGGGAUGAACGUCUUUCAUUCGAGUUACCAUCUGCAGACAAGAGUGGAAAUGUCAAUAUCAGGAUCAUGCGGAGAUCGCACCUGAGAGACGUAUGCAUGGGGCAAGCUGAGGCUGAGAUUAAUGCCUUGUUGGAGUGUUGUGCGGGUGGCAAAGAAGUAGAACUGCAUCUUAAUAAGCCUCGUGGAUUGGCAUCAACAGAAGCUGCUGCGACUCUUCACUUACGUUUGGAGGCUGUAGACGUGCUUAUGAGCACUAGCCAUAACGUCAAUGCUGCCGAGCAAGCAGUCCAACGGAGUGGAAUUACAGCUCUAGCAGCGGCCGCAGAUUCAACUAACAUUGCAGCCGUGGAAGCCUUUGGCACCCGGCUUUCCGGGUACUCUGAUCUAUACCAGUCUAUUGGAAAGCUCAUUUCGAAAUUGGACGUCUUUGUCGGUAUUAUCGACCAACUAUCCCAAGUGCAUCCGUACGUCAACUUUACAUGGAGAGUUGUAUCACAGCUAUACAAGAGCAUCAGUCGCCAAUUCGAGGUUGAUAAGAAGGUCAUUGAGCUUGUGCAUGCCAUGGAGGAUGCUUUCAACUUCGUUCAAGAUGCAGACUUCCUCCGCGACAAGACGCAGUACCUUGGGACAACUAUUAUCCAGCUUUUGAAGCAGACGAAUGAAUGCUGCCUCUUUAUACAGGAAUAUGCAAGUCAUACGUUCAUAGGACGAAUGUUUAAGAUUGACGUGGAUGGAAAAGCCGACGAGUUCAUGCAGUCCCUACGCGCACUCAAAGAAUCGAUUGAGUCGGGUGCUGUUAUUUGUACAGCAUUUGUUUCAAUGAGGAUGUCUUCAGAAAUUGAUACUUUAUUUUUAUCGCACCGACUGCAUCCAGACAUGAUGGACGCGUUUAAUCGGCCCCAAUGUCUUCCUGGAACGCGGACGGAAAUCAUGAACGAGGUGAUAGAGUGGGCAGUAUCAGGUUCGGACCAGAAUGUCUUUUGGCUGCACGGAACGGCAGGAUCUGGGAAGAGUACAGUCAGCACGACUAUUGCAGAAUAUUUCCGUGGGAUAUCUCGUCUUGGAGCCCGUCUGUUUUUUGAACGCGGGAAGAGCGAUCCUAGCUGUGUCAUCCGAACACUCGCUUAUAAGCUCGCCUCAUUCGACUCGUCUGUGGAAGCCAACGUGAUUGCAGCCAUUAAACAGGACAGCGAUAUUGGCCAGGCCACGUCGGCAAUUCAGUUUGAGAACCUACUCCGUGUCCCUCUUAAUUCGUCUCAAGAUGCUAUGCGAGGACCUAUUGUCAUUGUUCUCGAUGCAUUGGACGAAUGUGGCACGGAAAAAACGAGGCGAAACUUAAUGGAGAGCUUCCGAGAUGGACUACCAGAGCUCCCGAGAAAUUUUCGGUUCCUGAUUACGAGCAGGAGGGAACCGGACAUUGAUCAAGCACUGUCCUCUCGACCCGAGCGUGUCCGUUGUGUCGAACUGGAACACAGCUCGGAUAGCUGUAGGGAGGACGUGCUUCGCUAUCUUAAGUGUGCGAUGCGCAACAUAUUCGUGAUUAGGAAGUUGCCGAUUCCGGAUGAUUGGCAGUCGAAAAUGGAUCGUCUUGCUACAGCAGCAGGGGGGUUGUUCAUCUGGGCGUCGACAGCAGUGAAACUGGUGGACUGCGACAACCCGGCUCCGAAGCUAAAACAUCUAGUUACUCAAUCGCAGCAUCUCUCUGGCCUCGAACGACUUUAUAAGUCAGUGCUUGCAAAUUCGGGGAUUUCGUUCGACGAUGAUUCAUCCAAGGCUCGCUUUUCGCAAGCGCUUGGUCUCGUCGUUCUCAGCAAAACUCAGAUAUACGAUAAUAUGAUUGACGAGCUGCUUGGAUUUCCGAGCGACGAGCCAUCGAGGCUUAUCCUAUCUCGUUUACAAUCGAUACUUGUCUUCACUCCGAGCAAGCCUAUUCAAUUCUACCAAACAUCUUUCCGCGAUUACCUAUUGUCACCCGAACGCAAGAGCGACCCGUGGUUCAUUAAUCUUGAGGCCUUUAAAGACUUCAUUGCUUCACGUUGCUUCGAUGCCAUGAAGGACGGGUUGCGGUUCAACAUCUGUAACAUAAAGUCAUCGUACGUCUCAAACGAUCAGGUCCCUGACCUUCCGGACCGUAUCAAGGCAAACAUUCCUCCGCACUUGAACUACGCUUGCCUCUUCUGGACCGAGCACCUACGUGACACGCAAUUCUCGAGUGAACUCUUGGAUGAGAUUUUAGAAUUUCUUCGUGAACGUCUGCUGUACUGGCUCGAAGCGAUGAGCCUCUUGGGAAAGGUCCACACUGCCAGUCCGUCAAUCCUUCACCUUAUCGAUUGGAUCUCGUCACAUAAUACGGAGGUACUUGCUCUCCUCAGAGAUGUGCGCAGAAUAAUUACCCGAUAUGCAUUAGCUAUCUCGGAGUCCACACCUCACAUCUAUGUAUCAGUCCUCCCGUUUGCAUCGAUGGAGUCAAAGUUUAUGGCGCGUUUCUUGAAACCUGAUAUAUCCAAUGUAGGAAUAGAGCAAAUAGGUGAGAAGCAGCGGUCACCGCUCUUGAAAGUGCUCACAGGUCAUAGAAACGCUGUCACUACUGUUGCAUUUUCACCCGACUGUAUUCGGGUUGCCUCCGCCUCAUGUCACAAAAUCCUAAUAUGGGAUGCUGAAAGUGGGCGAGUCAUUUCUGACCCAUUAAAAGAGCAUAUUGACUGGGUACAGUCUGUUGCUUUCUUCCCCGACGGUACGCGCAUUGUCUCCGCAUCCGACGACAAGGCAAUUCGAAUCUGGGACGUUGAGAGUGGGAGGAUGAUUUCCGGGCCUUUUGAGGGACAUUCAGACCAGGUAUUGUCGGUUGCUUUCUCACCGGGUGGCAUGCGCAUCGCCUCCGGGUCCGCUGAUAAAACUGUCAUGAUCUGGGACACUGAAAGCGGACUUUCCGCAUGUCUCGAAGGGCACAAAUGGAAAGUGAAUUCUGUUGCUUUCUCGCUCGAUGGAAAGCGCAUCGUCUCUGGUUCCGAAGACAAGACUGUUCGAAUCUGGGACGUUGAGAGCCACGCAGACAGUGUUCAAUCGGUCGCUUUCUCUCGUGACGGUACACGUCUCGCCUCAGGCGCCUGGGACAACACGAUCCGAAUAUGGAACACGGAGAGUGGACAAUGCAUUUCUGGGCCUUUCGAAGGCCAUACCGAUGUAGUAUACUCUGUCGCUUUCUCGCCUGACGGGAAACGCGUAGUCUCUGGUUUUGGUGACAGAACCGUUCGAAUAUGGGAUGUUGCAACUGGGCAGGUAGUUUGUGGACUUUUCGAAGGGCACACUCACUCCGUAUUGUCUGUUGCAUUUUCUCCCGACGGAACCCGUGUCAUCUCAGGUUCCAACGAUGACACAGUCCGAAUCUGGGAUGCCGAAAAUGUUCAAACCGUGUCUACGCAUUUUGAAGGGCACGCAGAUGGAAUAAAUUCUGUAGCUUUCUCGCCUGAUGGAAGACACAUUGCUUCUGGCUCUGAUGAUGGAACGAUUCGAAUCUGGGACACAAUAACUGGUCACACUGUCGCUGGACCCUUCGAAGGGCACUCGGACCAUAUCACCUCUGUUGCCUUCUCGCCAGAUGGAAGGCGUGUCACGUCUGGCUCUUACGAUAAUACAAUUCGAAUCUGGGACGUCGAAAGUGGAAAUGUAGUUUCUGGACCUCUCGAAGGGCAUGAACGUGAUGUCAACUCUGUCUGCUUCUCACCUGAUGGGAUACGCGUUGUGUCCGGCUCCCUUGACAGAACAGUCCGAAUCUGGGAUGUCGAAAGCGGGCAGAUGAUUUCGGGUCCUUUCAAAGGACAUGGCGGUUCUGUCUACUCAGUUACUUUCUCGCCUGAUGGGAGACGCGUUGCUUCUGGCUCUGCCGACAACACAAUCAUAAUCUGGGAUAGUGAAAGUGGGGAAAUAAUUUCUGGACCUUUGAAAGUAAGAGGUUGGGUUUGGUCGGUAGCGUUCUCGCCCGACGGCACACGCGUUGUCUCUGGUUCUAAUAACCAGACGAUUCGAAUCCGGAACGUCAAGAGUGGUCGAAUCGUGGCUGGGCCCUUCAAAGGACAUACAGAGUGGGUUAAAUCAGUUGCGUUCUCUCCCGAUGGAGCACGUGUCGUCUCGGGUUCCAACGACAGGACGAUCCGAGUCUGGGACGUUGAGAUUGGACAGGCAAUAUUCACUUUUGAAGGGCAUACCGGUGGUGUCAAUUCCGUCGCGUUCUCGCCUGAUGGACGACGCGUCGUCUCUGGCUCCGGGGCCUUCGAUCAUACGAUUAGGAUAUGGAAUGUAGAAGAUCUCGCCUUUGAUUGGACAUUGGAUGAUGACGAUGGGUGGAUACGUGGACGCGAAGGAGAGUUCCUUUUAUGGAUCCCCCCUGAUAUUCGUCCAACGCUUUUACGCGCUCGAAAUACCGCAGUUCUCAGUUGCUCAUUUUCGACUAGGUUGGACUUUUCGAAUGCUGCCAAUGGUGAACGUUGGCAGGAAUGUUUUGAAUCUCCUCAAUGA